This is a messenger RNA of Neoarius graeffei (lesser salmon catfish), 1813 nucleotides long. Its product is annotated as cilia- and flagella-associated protein 20-like. NCBI's taxonomy places the organism in Eukaryota, Metazoa, Chordata, Actinopteri, Siluriformes, Ariidae. Gene Ontology annotation, cellular component: motile cilium; ciliary basal body. Gene Ontology annotation, biological process: positive regulation of cell motility; regulation of cilium beat frequency involved in ciliary motility; cilium assembly. The transcript is spliced from 5 exons. The record is from RefSeq and is a predicted model, not a curated record. Bases 78 to 653 code for a protein of 191 amino acids.
AGCGGAGGACUGUAAACAGAAGCGCGGUUCAGUGUGUGCUUUAUAACAGAGAUACAGCAGAGUUUUGAGAGUGAAGGAUGUUUAAAAAUACAUUCCAGAGCGGUUUCUUGUCCAUUUUAUACAGCAUUGGGAGCAAACCUCUACAAAUAUGGGAUAAAAAGGUGAAUAAUGGACAUAUAAAGCGGAUUACGGAUGAAGACAUCCAGUCUUUGGUGCUUGAGGUGGAAGGAGCCAACGUCAACACGACCUACAUCACAUGCCCUGCAGAGCCAGAGAAAACCCUGGGCAUCAAACUUCCCUUCCUUAUUAUGAUCGUCAAGAAUCUGAAAAAAUAUUUCACAUUUGAAGUUCAGGUGUUGGAUGAUAAAAACUUGCGGCGGAGAUUCAGAGCCAGUAACUACCACAGCACCACACGGGUGAAGCCCUUCAUCUGCACCAUGCCCAUGCGGCUGGACAAAGGCUGGAACCAGAUCCAGUUCAACCUGGCUGACUUCACACAGCGAGCUUACGGCACUAACUACGUCGAGGUGCUGCGAGUACAGAUCCACGCGAACUGUCGCAUAAGAAGAGUGUACUUUUCUGAUAGGCUGUACGCCGAGGACGAGCUCCCAGCAGAGUUUAAACUCUAUUUGCCGGUAGAAAACAAAGCAUAGGUGAGUGCACGUUCACAAGCAUGAUAUUUCCUCCAGUAUAUACAUUUUGCACAACACGCAUUACGUGAUCAUUUCUCCUGGGGGACAACCAGACACCGUCUUUCCUGUAAGCAAGGCUUAAUCGGUUUUAAAUAUGGCUCAUUUUUGCGCCAUUUUUGUUUGUUCCAAUCAUUCAAAUAGAGAAAAAGACAGAUAUUACUGUCUCCCUGGAACUUUGUCUUGAACUUAUGAUCGUAGCUUAGGAACUUGACUUGGGCAUUUCUUUAAAAAGGAAAUAUCUCUGACCCAGGAGUCUGAGGUUUUUUUUUUUUUUUUACAACAGUAGAAAGAACCCGAUACGUCUUUUUAUCUGUAACUGUCAGCGAAUCCCUUUGUUCCACUCCAGCUUCGAACCCAUAACAAUGCUAUGUGAGAAGCGCUCUCUCCAAGGCCUGCCAUACAGUCAGUAUGUGGCCAGGAUCUUACCAUUAUUUUUCACUGACAAUCCAUGGAGUUAAAGGUUUUUGGGUCAUUCUUUGUGGGUGGUUAACCUGGAAUUGAAUAUAGGUUGUAUUCAGUCACGUAACUUUUGCUUGCGAGUUUACUGCAGGUGAAUGAAGUGGUGGUCAGACAAACCGAUCUGGCUGCCAGGAUGCAAAGAGCGAGUGAAACAGUCUCUGAUUAUUUUUGCAUUUUAGACCUUCAGAAAGUUGCUCUUUGCAAUGCGAUAAAUCCUUACACGCUAGUAAAGGAUUUUUUCCUAGGAGAUGGAAAGUUAUCCAUCUGAGUUCCGACAUCUCAAACUACCUGGUGCUGCAGACAUUGUUCUACACGGACACACAGAUGGAAAACCUGGAAGAGCAUGGAGGCAUACAACUUUUUAUAUGUGGCUGAGUUAAAGAUUUGGGGAUCACGAUACAAGAUAAAUCCUGAAUCGUUUAUGCCCAGGUAAGGAGGCAUUUUUGUACGUCUUUGUUGUGGUUGCUAGGACGCAAGUUUUAGUAUCGGGUGUAAACAAACCACAGCCGCUCGAUUCACAAUCCUCCCUGCUCUUCUCUUCCAGCAAAUUUUUUUUUUUUUAAUUAAAGGUAGACUGCCUUUCAGAUUUUUCAAGUGUAGGUCAUAAAAAGAAUUUUCCCUGACACUAAUUUUUGUUUAGUGGACCGAAAGCUACUGAAUUU